This is a messenger RNA of Ustilaginoidea virens, 327 nucleotides long. RefSeq lists its product as uncharacterized. The coding region runs from base 1 to 327 and encodes 108 amino acids. The transcript has 2 exons. The record is from RefSeq and is a predicted model, not a curated record. NCBI's taxonomy places the organism in Eukaryota, Fungi, Ascomycota, Sordariomycetes, Hypocreales, Clavicipitaceae.
AUGGCUCCGGACCGGACCGGCUACGAGAAUAGAGGUGGGACGAGGCGUGUCAAGCUUCAAGACAAGCCUUCAGGGUCGAUUUCCGAGGGCGUGUCGAUACCCGCGCUGGUCGAGCUGUACUCUGCCUGUCGGUGUCUCUACUACCAGCAUGCCAUUGAUCGAUGCGCAUCCUACGGCAGGCGAGGCCAUUGCAUCCAGCAGCGGACCAUCUACGUCGGCUAUGCUUGCAGUGCCCACACUGCUCGCAGCGGCCAGCAUGCGGGAUCCCGGCAAUACUCAGAAUCGGGCCAUUACAACUCGCGAUCCAACACCAAGAGCCACCGAUGA